AUGGUGGCUAGACAUGGCUUGUCUGACAAUGUAUGGGUGGCUAGCUUGUAUAACAAACGGGAAAGGUGGGCGGAGGUAUUCUUCAGAGAGCACUUUUUUGGUGGAAUGUGCAGCACCCAGCGUGUGGAAGGCAUGCAUUCAAAACUGAAAAAGCAGACUGGGAGGUACACCAGGCUGUGUGAAGUAAUGCCAAGAAUGGAGAGGACACUGGGGCGAAUCCGGAACUGCGUUCUCUAUGACAACUUGUCCAAAAACAGCGCACCCUUGUACGAGACGCACAUGAGGGGCAUUGAGGAAGAUGCAAGUAGGCUGUUCACACAUGACAUAUUUAUCAUGAUUAAAUCUCAGAUCAUCUUUGAGAUGAAGUUUGUUAUGGAUCAUGAAAUAGCCUUCAAUAUUUCAGACUUUGUGAUGUUCUACCUUCGGCAAUAUGACAGGCCGGAACAAAGGUGGUGUGUUGAGUUCCGUUCAGACCAGGCUAAUCCGAAGUGGCUCUGCUCCUGCAAACUGUUUGAAUUAGACGGAAUUCCCUGCGAUCACAUUUUCAACAUACUGAAGUAUCCAGCUUAUCUCUAG
Molecule: messenger RNA, 576 nt
Organism: Rosa chinensis
Lineage: Eukaryota; Viridiplantae; Streptophyta; Magnoliopsida; Rosales; Rosaceae
Product: protein FAR1-RELATED SEQUENCE 5-like
Exons: 1
Coding region: 1-576 (191 amino acids)
Biological process (GO): regulation of DNA-templated transcription
Molecular function (GO): zinc ion binding
Source: RefSeq, a predicted model, not a curated record